Molecule: messenger RNA, 381 nt
Organism: Australozyma saopauloensis
Lineage: Eukaryota; Fungi; Ascomycota; Pichiomycetes; Serinales; Metschnikowiaceae
Product: anaphase promoting complex subunit 11
Exons: 1
Coding region: 1-381 (126 amino acids)
Biological process (GO): protein ubiquitination; anaphase-promoting complex-dependent catabolic process; positive regulation of mitotic metaphase/anaphase transition
Cellular component (GO): nucleus; anaphase-promoting complex
Molecular function (GO): ubiquitin protein ligase activity; cullin family protein binding; zinc ion binding
Source: RefSeq, a predicted model, not a curated record
AUGAAGGUCAACAUCAAACACUGGCACGGCGUGGCCACCUGGCAUUGGCAGACUCAAAACGAUGAGCUCUGUGGUAUCUGCAGGGUUCCCUUCGAUGGACAUUGCCCCAGUUGCCGGUAUCCUGGCGAUACAUGUCCGCUUAUAUUGGGUAAGGGCUGUUCGCACAAUUUCCACCUUCAUUGUAUCCUCAAGUGGCUUGAGCAGAGUUCGUCCAAGGGCCUCUGUCCUAUGUGUCGGCAGAUCUUCACUGCCACGGUGUUGGAGGGUGUGGGGGCUCCAGAUGAGAUUGCACAGCUCCAGGAGUUGGAGAAUAGUCACCGUGUAGCGCGCGAACAGGCGGAGGUCGGCGAUGCGUAUGAGCUUCCUAAUGAUGUGCUGUGA